UGUGAGUUGAUGAGGCAGGAAGGUGGGGAGGAAUGCGAGGAAUGUCCCUGUUUGUGUAGGACUCCAUUCAGCUCAUUGGCGAGCCGGGGCCGCCCGGAGCGUAUAAAAGCCGGGGCCGCCCGCCCCAGCCGCACACCGCCACUCUUCCCGCAGAGAGCAGCAGCCUGCCGCCCAACCCGGCCCGCCCGCUCCCCCGACGGCAGCCGCCCGGCAGACACUCCGCGACCACAGCCCGCCGGCCAGGCCCCCGGCCGACCCGAGCCCGAGCCCGAUCCGGAUCCGGAUCCCCCGCCGCCCGCCCGGCCCCCGCGCCCUCGCCGCUGCGCCCACCUCUGCGCCCCGACCAUGUCCGCCGCCGGCCCGGGCCCCGUGCGCCUCGCCUUCGCGCUCCUCUUCGCCCUGUGCAGCCGGCCCGCCGCCGGCCAGGACUGCAGCGCGCGGUGCCAGUGCCCCGGCGCCCCGGCGCCGCGCUGCCCAGCCGGUGUCAGCCUCGUGCUGGACGGCUGCGGCUGCUGCCGCGUGUGCGCCAAGCAGCUGGGCGAGCUGUGCAGCGAGCGCGACCCCUGCGACCCGCACAAGGGCCUCUUCUGCGACUUCGGCUCCCCCGCGAACCGCAAGAUCGGCGUGUGCACCGCCAAAGAUGGUGCCCCCUGCAUCUUCGGAGGGACGGUGUACCGGAGCGGAGAGUCCUUCCAGAGCAGCUGCAAAUACCAGUGCACUUGCCUGGACGGGGCGGUGGGCUGCGUGCCCCUGUGCAGCAUGGACGUUCGCCUGCCCAGCCCUGACUGCCCCUUCCCGCGGAGGGUCAAGCUGCCCGGGAAAUGCUGCGAGGAGUGGGUGUGCGACGAGCCCAAGGACCACACCGUGGUUGGCCCCGCCCUCGCCGCCUACCGACUGGAAGACACGUUUGGCCCAGAUCCAACUAUGAUUCGGGCCAACUGCCUGGUCCAGACCACAGAGUGGAGUGCCUGUUCCAAGACCUGUGGGAUGGGCAUCUCCACCCGCGUUACCAAUGACAACGCCUUCUGCAGGCUGGAGAAGCAGAGCCGCCUCUGCAUGGUCAGGCCUUGCGAAGCUGACCUGGAGGAGAACAUUAAGAAGGGCAAAAAGUGCAUCCGUACCCCCAAAAUCUCCAAGCCUGUCAAGUUCGAGCUUUCUGGCUGCAGCAGCGUGAAGACAUACAGGGCCAAGUUCUGCGGAGUGUGCACCGACGGCCGGUGCUGUACCCCCCACAGAACCACCACCCUUCCCGUGGAGUUCAAGUGUCCUGACGGCGAGGUCAUGAAGAAGAGCAUGAUGUUCAUCAAGACCUGUGCCUGCCAUUACAACUGUCCCGGAGACAAUGACAUCUUUGAGUCACUGUACUACAGGAAGAUGUAUGGAGACAUGGCAUAAAGCCAGAGACAGUGAGAGACAUGAACUCAUUAGGCUGUAACUUGAACUGAUUCACAUCUCAUUUUUGUGUAAACAUGAUGACUUCAGUAGCACAAGUUAUUUAAUUCUGUUUUUCUAACUGGGGGAAAAGAAAAAUUCCCACCAAAUUCAAAAUACUGUGCUAUGUGACAUUCAAACAAAUAGUCUAUCAACCCCAGACACUGGUUUGAAGAAAGUGAGACUUGACCGUGGGACUACAGUAGCGCAUAGCACCAGAAUGUACACUAAGGUGUGGCUUGAGGAGCGGUGGGAGGGCAUCAGUAGAAAGGCUUGUCAUCUUAAAGUUGGAAUGCGCCUGCUAUUUGGAGUGUCAUUAAGAAAGAAAAUUUUAGCACGCUCACUGACUGCCUGUAGCUCCAGCGACAGCUAGGAUGUGUGUUCUCCAGCCAUCACGGGGCUGAGUCAAGCCCCGAGGCAGGACAGCAGAUUCAGCUCUGACAUUCUGAUUCGAAUGACAGUGUUCGGGAAUCAGAAUCCUGUCUAUUAGACUGGACAGCUUGUGGCAAGCUAAUUCGCCUGUAACAAGCCAGACUUUUUUAUUGAUAUUGUAAAUAUUGUGUGUAUAUAUAUAUAUUUGUACAGUUACCUAAGUUAAUUUAAAGUUGUUUGUGCCCAGGUUUAUGUUUUUAAUGCUUUGAUAUUUCAAAUGUUAGCCUCAGUUCUGAACACCAUAGGUAGGACGUAAAGCUUGUCUGAUAAUUCAAAGCAUGAAAUGGAGAUCCUGCUCAGGUGGAGGGACAGUCCAUCAAAACAGAGUGUUGGCUGAAGGUGAGGCAGCAGUGUCCUUGAAGUCUGAUUUGUAGGCUGGCAAUAUGGGAGCCUCACUUUGAGUAAACAAAUGGCCUUUAUUAAAAAAUGAGUGGCUCUAUAUAGCUGAUCAGUUUUUCCACCUGGAAGCAUUUGUUUCUAUUUUGACUACGACUGUUUUUUGGACAGUUUAUUUGUUGAGAGUGUGACCAAAAGUUACGUGUUUGCACCUUUCUAGUUGAAAAUAAAGUAUAUAUUUUUUCUAUAAA
Molecule: messenger RNA, 2450 nt
Organism: Equus quagga
Lineage: Eukaryota; Metazoa; Chordata; Mammalia; Perissodactyla; Equidae
Gene: CCN2
Product: cellular communication network factor 2
Exons: 5
Coding region: 10-1395 (461 amino acids)
Biological process (GO): signal transduction; cell adhesion
Cellular component (GO): extracellular matrix; extracellular region
Molecular function (GO): integrin binding; heparin binding
Source: RefSeq, a predicted model, not a curated record